This is a messenger RNA of Entrophospora candida, 648 nucleotides long. NCBI's taxonomy places the organism in Eukaryota, Fungi, Glomeromycota, Glomeromycetes, Entrophosporales, Entrophosporaceae. The record is from the annotation of a GenBank genome assembly.
AUGAGUGUAGAUAAACUUCAAUCUAAUAAUGCUAGACUUUUUGAGGUGCUACAUUCUUUUGGAUAUUUUGUCAAAUUAUAUAAGAACUACCCAGAACAAACUUUUGGACAAAAAAUGUUGAGUAGGUUAGAAAGGCAUUGGAGUAUUUGGGAGCAACCUAUACUUAUUCUUUCUUUUUGGCUUCACCCCAGUUAUAGAACAGAAAAAUUUGACCCAAAUAUUGUAUCAAGAUUGUCUUUUUCCUUAAAAUCAUGGCUUAUUUACUAUUAUGAUUCAUGGUUUAAUGAAAAAUCUACAUCAAUUCUUUUUGAAUUUGAAAAGUAUAACCAAAUGAAAUUUCCUUAUUCAAAUGAUAUUUUUAAUCAAUAUAAGCGCAAUUUAUUAUUAUACUGGAGUUCCUUAUCAAGAGACAACAAUGAACUUGCAAAGUUGGCAUGUCAUGUUUUUGGUAUGUGCGUCAAUUCUGCUUCAGUGGAGAGAUUAUUUUCAAAAAUGAAAUUAAUACACACACCUUCUCGAAAUCAUCUUCAUUAUGAAAAGGUAUUGAAAAUAAGCCAGAUCCAUGGUGACAUAAUUAAUUUAAAAAUGGAAUCAACUAACAAUAAAUUUCAAUCUGAAAAUAUAAAUAACAUUAUGAUAGAAAAAUAG